UUAAGUGUUUUUUUAAAUAAUUUAUAGAAAUUAAGUGAAAAUGACUACAACAAAUGCAACAGAUGAUACAGGGGCGGAGGCUCUAACCUAUAAAGAUAAAGGCAAUCAAGCUUUUAAGGAGGGUAAAUGGCAAGAGGCCAUUAAUUUGUAUACAAUGGCUAUUAAAACAGGCGAUAAACACAAGGAAUUACCAGUAUUUUAUAAAAAUCGUGCUGCUGCUUAUUUGAAAUUGGAUGAUUUUACAGCAGCCUUGAGUGAUUGCAAUGAAUCCUUAAAACUGGCAGCUAAAGAUCCCAAGGCCUUGUUUCGCAGAGCUCAGGCAUAUGAAGGGCUACAGAAAUAUGAAGAAUCUUAUAGAGAUGCUACAGAUUUGUUUAAGGAAGAUCCCACCAAUCAGGCGGUGCAGCCCAUGCUAAAUCGUCUGCAUAUGAUUGUGCAGGAAAGAGCUGCCAAAAAUGCCCAGACUUCUACAAAAGUUAAACAAAUGAUGGAUUUAUGUUUCAAUAUUGCCACUCCCAUCGAAAAAAGACGUUCGGCCUCCAAUAACUUAUUGGUAUUGGCCAAAGAGGAAGUGGGAGCAGAUCUGUUGUUUAAAUCAGGUUGCAUUGCCAAAAUUGCAUCCAUUACUAAAAUUGAAAAGGAUAACGAAAUCUAUUUGAACCUGGUAAGAGUGGUGGCUGAACUGUGCAAACAUUCUGUGACACGUACUAAGGCUGUGCUCACCGAAUUGGGGGUGCCAUGGUUUAUGCAUGUUUUGGAUCACAAACACGAGGAACGUGUCACUGCCGCCCAACAUUGUUUGCAAACUAUUAUCAAUGCUCUUUCAGGCAUGGAAAAUAAAGCCGACAGCAAACCAAAUAAGGAUUUGUGUAAAGAAAAUUUCAAGGAAAUUGAUACUCUAUUGUCGUGUCUGCUGUACAGUGUAACUGAUCGUACUAUCUCGGGUCCGGCUCGUGACGCUGUCAUUGAAUUGUUAACUAGAAAUGUUCAUUACACCGCUCUCGAAUGGGCUGAACGUUUGGUGGAACUUCGUGGUCUUUGUCGUCUGCUGGACGUUUGUUCCGAACUGGAGGAAUAUAAAUACGAAAGUGCCAUGGAGAUUACUCCAUCUUCUCGUACGAUUGCUUCGGUGUGCUUGGCUCGUGUUUACGAGAACAUGUACUAUGAUCAGCUGAAGGAACGUUUCCAGGAACAAAUCGAUGAGUUUAUUAAGGAUAAAUUGUUGUCUCCCGAUUUGGAGUCUAAAGUUAGAGUAACGGUGGCCAUAACAUCGUUGUUGUUGGGACCUCUGGAUGUGGGCAAUCAAAUUAUAGCCAGAGAUGGUAUUUUACAAAUGAUUUUAGCCAUGGCUACCACUGAUGAUGUGCUGCAACAAAAAGUAGCUUGUGAAUGCAUUUAUGCUGCCGCCUCGAAGAAAGAUAAAGCUAAAGCUUUGUGUGCCGGCGGCGUUGAUAUUCUCAAGAAGCUCUAUCAUUCAAAGGAUGAUGGUAUACGUGUGCGUGCUUUGGUGGGUCUAUGCAAACUGGGUAGUUAUGGUGGUCAAGAUGCAGCGAUAAGACCAUUUGCUGAUGGUGCCACUUUAAAAUUAGCCGAAGCCUGUCGCCGUUUCUUAAUUAAGCCAGGCAAAGAUAAAGACAUACGCAAAUGGGCAGCCGAUGGUUUGGCAUAUCUGACAUUGGAUGCUGAAGUGAAAGAGAAAUUAAUUGAAGAUAAACCAGCAAUACAUGCUCUCAUUGAUUUGGCGCGCACCGGUGAUCAAUCAUGUCUGUAUGGUGUAGUAACAACAUUUGUUAAUUUAUGCAAUGCUUACGAAAAACAAGAGAUAGUACCCGAAAUGGUGGAAUUGGCUAAGUUUGCCAAGGUGCAUAUACCCGAAGAACAUGAAUUGGAUGAUCCUGAUUUUGUAAACAAACGUAUAGGUAUAAUGGUUAAUGAGGGCAUCACAACAGCCUUGGUGGCUUUGUCAAAAACUGAAAGUGAUAAUUCGAAGGAAUUAAUAGCCAGAGUCUUAAAUGCUGUCUGCAGUAUGCAAGAGAUGAGGGGCAAGGUGGUACAAGAUGGUGGUGUUAAAUGUCUGUUGAAAUUGGCUUUGGAAGGCACCGUGAAGGGUAAAAGACAUGCCUGUCAGGCUUUGGCUCGCAUUGGCAUUACCAUUAAUCCCGAGGUGGCCUUUGCUGGGCAAAGAAGUCUAGAUGUUAUAAGACCCCUGCUCAAUUUAUUGGAUCAAGAUUGCACCGCUUUGGAAAACUUUGAAUCCCUUAUGGCCUUAACAAAUCUGGCAGCCAUGAAUGAAAAUGUACGCCAGCGCAUUAUCAAAGAGCAGGGUGUUUCCAAAAUAGAAUUCUAUCUUAUGGAAGACCAUCUACUUUUAACCCGUGCCUCGGCCCAGUGUUUGUGUAAUAUGAUCAUGUCCGAGGAUGUGAUUAAAAUGUUUGAGGGUGAUAAUGAUCGUGUUAAAUUCAUGGCUCUUUUGUGCGAAGAAGAAGAUGAGGAUACGGCUAAAGCCUGUGCUGGUGCGUUGGCUAUGCUGACUUCGGUGUCGAAAAAAUGUUGCGGCAAAAUAUUUGAUGUACAAUCUUGGCUAGAAAUUUUACAUGUGCUCAUAGCCAAUCCCAGUCCUGAGGUGCAACAUCGCGGUGUGGUCGUAAUAUUGAAUUUAAUAAAUUCUGCUGAAGAAUACGCCCAACGUUUGUUCGAAACUGAUAUUAUGGAAUUGCUAAGCGGUCUCUCGCAACUACCCGAUGACACUCGUGUCAAGGCCAGAGAUGUGGCCAUGCAGUGCCUGAAAGCAGCUGAAAAUUAUAAACUUAUAGCUAAAUCAGAAGAAACUGCCACAAUUGAAGAGAUUCCGGAAUAAAUUUAUUAGUAGUACUUUAGUUUUUCUUUUUUUUUUAAACAAAUUUUAUAAAUUUACUACAGUUUUUUUAUGUAAUUGAUUUUUAAAAUGUUUAUUAUUGUAUUUUAACAAAAUUUUGUUUUCAUUAAAAGUUUGUUUACUUUAUUACCAUAAAGCAUAGAGAAAUUUACAUAGAGCGGAAACUCUCUAUUUCUAUUUCUCUAUGCCUAAAGUUUAAUACAUUUUUCGUUUUACGAAGAAUUUCAUAUUUUUUUUUUCAAUAUUUUAUUAUUCAUUUAAAUAUGGCGUACUUAAUAAUCAAAAGUAUUUUUUAUGUGUGUGUUUUUUAUAAAAAAAAUAAAUUAUUAAAAAAUUA
Molecule: messenger RNA, 3212 nt
Organism: Calliphora vicina (urban bluebottle blowfly)
Lineage: Eukaryota; Metazoa; Arthropoda; Insecta; Diptera; Calliphoridae
Gene: unc-45
Product: unc-45 myosin chaperone
Exons: 2
Coding region: 41-2857 (938 amino acids)
Cellular component (GO): cytoplasm
Molecular function (GO): Hsp90 protein binding
Source: RefSeq, a predicted model, not a curated record